AUGUCACUAAAUAGGCAGAGACUUCAUCUGAUUGAUCAGGUGUCUAUGUACUCAUUAGAACUAGACAACAUGUCGAGUCAAUACAUUAAAGAUACAAGAGAAUUACAAAGUGAGAUUGACCGUCUUAAAGAACAACUUAGUAAUAUUACCUAUAAAUAUGAAAUUUCCCAAAAGCAGAGCAGGGAGCAGGUGCUGGCUAUUGGCAGGCUGGUUAACUCCUGUAAAUGUAAUGAUUCAGUGUAUUCUAUAGACAGCCCCAGGACAGCACAUGCUCCUUCCUCGCUGCCACCACAACCUAUCAAAACUUUUGUACCUGAAUUCAAGGACUCCCAUUUACAAACAAACAAAUUGUACAAAAAUGAUAACAUAGCAAUGUUUAGUGAUGAAAUUGGAAAGGGCAUGGGUCCCUUAAUGUUAAAUACACAGUUGGGACAUUCAUUCAGCAAUUAUUGCAUGCCUCACUCAUCUUUUAAUGAUAUUAUGGAAAAAGUUUUAAAUUCCAAAUCAGACCACAAUGUAAAUACUUCAUUAGUCAUUUUUGUUGCCAAGAACUUGGCUAAAACUAUUGCUUCUAUUGAGCAAAUUGACAUUACCCAUAGCGACUUUGCCAAUCCGUUGGCAGAUAUUUCUUUAGACAUUAAUAAAAAUUUAAAUGACAUACCUAAUAAUUUACAUAAUAAUGAGAUUGACAUUUCAAAUAAUUUAAAUUUACUGAUAAGACAAUAG
Molecule: messenger RNA, 726 nt
Organism: Arctia plantaginis
Lineage: Eukaryota; Metazoa; Arthropoda; Insecta; Lepidoptera; Erebidae
Source: the annotation of a GenBank genome assembly